AUGAUCAGCAUGUCCGGUAACCUCGUCGGAAACCGAAAUAGCAGUCCAGAGGCUAAUAGCUCCUGCUCGCUUCGUCCGCCUCCAUCGCGAGCCAUCGGAACCGGGAGCUCGCUUCGAGCAUCCGCCGAUAUGGCUACCCUCCCUGGAUCAUCCGCAACCCGCAUCCGACCUUCUUCUGAUUUUUAUGGGCAACCUCAACAAGUACAUGGCCACAAUAAUAUGGAAAACGACUCGCAAGACAAAAUUGCACAACAAUGGAUUGCCGACAUCGACCAGUACGAGACAACUCUGGAGGAAAUGGCUGCGGCCACAUUGGAUAAAGAUUUCAAAGAUGAAUUGAGUGCCAUAGAGCAAUGGUUCCGGGUUCUGAGUGAAGCCGAGCGAACGGCCGCUUUGUAUGCUCUCUUGCAACAAACAACCCAAGUCCAAAUACGGUUUUUCAUUCAGGUUCUCCAACAAAUGGGUAAAAAUCACCCUUUGUCCGGGAUCCUGUCACCUGUAAAUUUUGAUAAAGAUCCCAUGUCGAAUCGGUUGAGCGAUGCUAUGAACAAGUUGAAUGUCGACUCCACGCGUAAAUCAUUUUCCCGACACUCUGCUGUAGUUUCAAACAAACGGAACUCAGGGCUGAACACUUCAACUAUUAAUGCCAUGUUUCCAGACGCAGCAGCGGCCAUUGCAACCGAAAAAGCAAAAUUUACGCAGCAGACUGGUAAUCCUCCCUCAUCGAAUCGUAACUCCGCGGCUAAUGACCCUCGCCUUCCUAUAUCUGGAACUCAGGAGUCUCACGAUAUGGGAGCAACGAGUUCGGCUUCUCUAUGGGGUAGCGCGACUGGCUCUGAUCAAGUCAACGUCAACCCGUCUACGGCGCAGACGCCGAUGGGUCAAUUUGUACAACCUGCUGCACCUGGAGGGAUUAGGUCUCCUCAACUUCAAGUGACUGGCAGCUCGGGUAUUCAAAGCACGGCCCUCACCGCACCUGAAAAGAAUCCCUCUGAUUUACCCCUUUUGUCUCCAUAUCAGUCGACAAGUGGUAGUUGGGCAUCCAUGGUCAACACGCCAAUGGCAGCAACGUUUAGCACGGGAAACAUAGGUGCCAACCAAGCUGAUAUGGUAGCCAAUGCUACGGCAAUGAAACUUGCGGCUCUUUCAACUGUCAAUAAUCGGUUUGCGCUCGAUGACGUUCGCAAAUACCGCCGCGCGAGAUCUAACGAUGCCCAGAGUAGUGGGCACGCACAAAUAUCACCUUCCGGCCAAUCAGUGACCGUAUCUGGCAAUAACGUGGUCAUGGUUAACGAGCAUGGACAUGUAUUAAGCCGAGAACAGGUUCUUGCCAUACAAGCGCAACAGAGUCUGGGUCUAGGCGGCCAGAGAUCCCGGCCUAACUCUCCAGGCAUUGCUAUUCAUAGCGGGCUGGGCCCAGCUUCCCAUUUCACCUCACCCCAACACAACGGGUUCUUAAGUGCUUAUGAUGGUUCCUCUGGGCUGUUAGGCGGCGGUAUACCGUCUGUGAAUCUAGGUCAAUUAGGCAUUAGUGGACACGAGGGGUAUUUGUCAGACCACUCCGAUAUAGUCCGUGGGCGCUCACCUAGAGGACGACGGGGUAGUUCUAAGCCUCCAGAGGACCCUACCGAUCCAACACUGCUUCAGGAUAUUCCAAGCUGGCUUCGCAGCCUACGACUGCAUAAAUAUACCGACAAUUUAAAGGAUAUGAAAUGGACGGACCUAAUUGAAUUAAAUGAUGAAGCUUUAGAACAGCGUGGAGUAAAUGCGCUUGGCGCACGAAGAAAAAUGCUAAAAAUUUUUGAACAAGUUCGAGAAGCCAGAGCAGAAGGCAAGGUAUAA
This is a messenger RNA of Ustilaginoidea virens, 1842 nucleotides long. RefSeq lists its product as uncharacterized. Gene Ontology annotation, molecular function: translation repressor activity; protein binding; mRNA binding. Gene Ontology annotation, cellular component: P-body. The transcript is spliced from 3 exons. Gene Ontology annotation, biological process: nuclear-transcribed mRNA poly(A) tail shortening; regulation of mRNA stability. The record is from RefSeq and is a predicted model, not a curated record. NCBI's taxonomy places the organism in Eukaryota, Fungi, Ascomycota, Sordariomycetes, Hypocreales, Clavicipitaceae. Bases 1 to 1842 code for a protein of 613 amino acids.